Messenger RNA from Megachile rotundata (alfalfa leafcutting bee), 1905 nucleotides. It is a transcript of the gene nAChRalpha1, whose product is annotated as nicotinic acetylcholine receptor alpha1. Gene Ontology annotation, biological process: monoatomic ion transmembrane transport. Gene Ontology annotation, cellular component: postsynaptic membrane. The record is from RefSeq and is a predicted model, not a curated record. Gene Ontology annotation, molecular function: transmembrane signaling receptor activity; acetylcholine-gated monoatomic cation-selective channel activity. Lineage: Eukaryota; Metazoa; Arthropoda; Insecta; Hymenoptera; Megachilidae.
GCGUACGAUGCUUAGGGAUGCUUGGUCGAACGACGGUGGGAAAGGCUGGUGGCGAUGGUGGUCUAGGUUGGGCGGAUUGCUGGCGAUGGCGACGGCCAUUUCCUGUCUUGUUGCCCCGUUUCCGGGUGCCUCGGCCAAUCCGGAAGCGAAGCGUCUCUACGAUGACCUGCUGUCGAACUACAACCGCCUCAUCCGCCCUGUUGGCAACAACAGCGAUCGCCUCACUGUCAAAAUGGGACUACGCCUCUCCCAGCUCAUCGACGUUAACCUGAAGAACCAGAUCAUGACGACGAACGUAUGGGUGGAACAAGAGUGGAACGAUUACAAGCUGAAGUGGAACCCGGAUGAUUAUGGCGGUGUCGACACCCUUCACGUGCCGUCGGAACAUAUAUGGUUGCCGGACAUUGUUCUUUACAACAACGCCGAUGGCAACUACGAGGUGACCAUUAUGACCAAGGCGAUUUUGCACCAUACGGGGAAGGUCGUGUGGAAACCGCCGGCUAUCUAUAAAUCAUUCUGCGAGAUCAACGUGGAGUACUUUCCCUUUGACGAGCAGACUUGCUUCAUGAAGUUUGGUUCGUGGACUUACGACGGGUACACGGUGGAUCUACGACACCUGCACCAGACGGAGGACUCGAACCGGAUCGAGGUCGGGAUCGACCUGACCGACUACUACAUUUCCGUCGAGUGGGACAUCAUAAAAGUGCCUGCCGUGAGGAACGAGGCGUUCUACAUAUGCUGCGAGGAGCCCUAUCCAGAUAUCGUGUUCAAUAUCACCCUGCGCCGCAAGACCCUCUUCUACACGGUGAAUCUGAUCAUACCGUGCGUGGGCAUAUCUUUCCUCUCGGUGCUGGUGUUCUACCUUCCUAGCGACAGCGGCGAGAAAGUAUCGCUGUCGAUCUCGAUACUGUUGUCGUUGACGGUGUUUUUCCUACUGUUGGCCGAGAUCAUACCGCCCACGUCGUUAACGGUGCCGUUGCUCGGCAAGUAUCUCCUGUUCACGAUGGUGCUGGUCACCCUGUCCGUGGUGGUGACGAUAGCCGUGUUGAACGUGAACUUUCGUUCACCCGUCACCCAUCGUAUGGCCAAAUGGGUGCGGGUGGUGUUCAUUCAAGUGUUGCCGCGGUACCUUCUGAUCGAGAGGCCGAAGAAGGAGGACGACGACGAGGACGAGGACGAGGGAAGGAACGGCGUCGUGUUUGAUAAGUACGACUCGUACUACGGCAAAAGGUUCAGCGGGGAAUACGAGAUACCAACGCACGGCUUGCCACCCACCGCGACCAGGUACGAUCUGGGGGCGGUGGCCACCGUCGGCACCGUGGCACCCUGCUUCGAGGAGCCGCUACCCUCGCUCCCACUGCCGGGGGCUGACGACGACCUCUUCGGCCCGGCCAGCCCCGCUUACGUUCACGAGGACGUCAGCCCCACCUUCGAGAAGCCGUUGGUUCGCGAGAUCGAGAAGACCAUCGACGACGCUAGGUUCAUCGCUCAGCACGCCAAGAACAAGGACAAGUUCGAGAGUGUGGAGGAAGACUGGAAGUACGUUGCGAUGGUGCUCGAUCGGAUCUUUCUGUGGAUAUUCACGGUGGCCUGUGUGCUGGGCACGGUGUUGAUUAUCCUUCAGGCGCCGAGUUUGUACGACACCACGAAGCCGAUCGACAUCAAGUACAGCAAGAUCGCGAAGAAGAAGAUGAUGCUGUUGAACAUGGGCCCCGAGGAGGAUUAGUCGACGAUCCCGCGCGGCUUCGUGCCGCGUCACUCGCAUCAGCCGUUGUAUCGUCGCCGACGUCGACGUCGUCGCUGUCGUCGUUGUCGUCGUCGUCGUUCUCGUCGUCGUCGUCGUCGCCGUUGGCGCGGUCGUUGUUCAACGGCUGUUCCGUAUCAUCGAAACUGCCGAAUUUCGCG